This is a messenger RNA of Magallana angulata, 5418 nucleotides long. RefSeq lists its product as uncharacterized. Gene Ontology annotation, molecular function: protein binding. The coding region runs from base 86 to 4831 and encodes 1581 amino acids. The transcript is spliced from 31 exons. NCBI's taxonomy places the organism in Eukaryota, Metazoa, Mollusca, Bivalvia, Ostreida, Ostreidae. The record is from RefSeq and is a predicted model, not a curated record.
CGAGAAACUUCCCGAGUGAGCAGUCGGACAUCAAAGCGGUUCGAGCAGGAACUGUAAAUAACGUAAUGAAAUUGACCAUGUUUCAAUGAAAGACAGGAGAAUGCCUUUUCCAACAACGUAUCCAUUAUUUCAGUUAGUUCGGUUAAUGUCUAUUCGAGAAGAUGGUGAUUCAGGAAAAUCACCGGUAGUGACAAAAUAUGCAUGGAUUGAGGCAGGGGAGGAUAAUUUGUUAGCUCUUUACAACAGCAAUGGAUACCUCUUAUUGCGGUAUUCAUCAUCAGGGAAAAUCCCUAAAUACCAACAGCUGACAUGGCCCCAAGAGAAACCAAUAUGUUCCAUGUGUUUUGACCCCACAGUAUCAUGGCUCCUCAUUGUAACAGAAGAUGCCACGAUUUUCAUCAUUCCUGCACGAUCAAUUCUGGAUAAAUCAGCCCAGGUUAAUCAAAUUUGGAGUUUGGAUGAUGUCACAAUCACUAAAGUGAAGAAACCACGAGGUCUCCCAUCUGUUGUUACGUGGUGGCAUACACUGGACGGUCAACAAAUUGCUAUCAUUGGCACAAAGUGCGGAGAGAUAGAGAUUGUUGACUUAAUCAAAAGAUGCAUUGUUAAUGAAGUGGAGGUUGAUGCCAGCAUAGCUAACCUUGACCUCAUUCAAGAUGACCAGCAGAUGUCCACUUAUCUCUUGAUAACUGGACAAGCAGGAAUUCAGUGGAAACUCCUGUUGGAGUCGAGAACAUCCGAGGUCCUCAAGUUUGACCUUGAAGUGUCGGACCUUGGCUAUGACCAAAUUGAUGGCCGCCAGUUGCCAGUCAUAAGCAUCACUGCCGUUACAGAGGAAACCAAAGAUGUCUUCCUGCCUCUUAGGUUCUAUCAGUUUCAGAGAUCUGUUUCAUUGAGUCCUCAGAACGCCAAAGGAAGACACUUCAUCACAGCGUACGACAACAAAUCAUCAACAUACCAGGUAUUUGAUAGCAACAUAGAACAUUCUCCGCUGUUUGUAUACAAACUUCCUCUUGGUGCUUGUAACAUUAUCCUUAGUGACAAAACAAUUUACACAACCACCAGACUGGCUGGAGAGAAAAGACUGCUAGUAAUAGCCAAUCAGAAAGCCGAGACAUCAGUGGAAAACCAGAAGGAGUUCAACAAGGAGGCUGUUUUACAGCAUUUUGAUUUACCAGCGGAUGAGAAAUUAUUGGCUGUGGUGAAGAAGUCCUUUCCAUUCUACUGGCAUGACAAGAGGGAGGAGAACUUCAAGCAGCAGAUGAUGAGAAACAAGGAGACCGGACUCUGGAACCACUCCGAGGAUAAAACUCUUGGCACGUACGGUGGAGCGUACAGAUCGUUUGAGAUCCAAAUCAAUGGUCACACAGUGUUAAAUGGAUGCCUGGUUAUCACAGACACAGCCGUGUAUGAACUUAGACCAAGGAUUUCCCCUGAGCGCCUUUUCCUUGAUCUAGCCUUGGGUAAAUCAGAUGCUGGUGUGACUGACAACCUGGGGAUAGCCCUGGGUCUGGAUGUUAACACCCUGUAUGAGUUGUCAGCAGAGAAAUGUGUUCAGAACCACAGUUAUGACAGGGCCAUCAAACUCUUCAAGUUAGCUAAGUCUUCAUUCCUGAGGCGUGUAUCAUGCUUUGCCAAGCAUGGGUGUGUACAGGAAGUGAUGUCACACCUGAAGCAGGCUCUGGGGGAUCGCUCCUCUGACCUCACCACGGUGGAGAAAAAACAACUGUCCAACAUGGCCGUCUACUGCUACAUUUACCUCUUCAAGCAAAGCUCUGGGGAGCAGCACAUCAAAAACACGUUUUUAGAAUUUUUGACCAGCAAUUUCUUCUAUGAUGAACAGAUGGCCCUUAAUUUAUUAGCAGAAAGCAACUUAAAUGAUAUUUUAUUGGAGGUAGCAAAGUCCCGUGGCCUUGUUAUGGAGGCCCUUAGUCUACUGGCCAAAUUCAAUCACUUCAUGUUACAACCAGAGAUGAUUCAAGGACUUGUUGCCAAAGGAUUUACCAACCACCUCAUCCAGGCUUCCAAAGGUGUGUUCCUUGAGUUCAUGACCCCGCCAUCAUUGGUGGACCUGUUGUGCAGUAAGCCUGAGCUGGCCCUCCCCAACUACCGCCUCCUGCAGCCUGUAUUACGCAAUCUUGAUGAAGCUCAUCUGGAGACUCUGGCCCAGGUGUUUGACCCUUCCCGAAAUCCCCUAAAAGGCCACCUCUGUAGAUUCAUGGGGUCCAGGCACAGAACCACCAGUAUUAGCUCAGUAUCCAGUGAUGGAGAUUCUGGAAUCUUGGAUGGAGGAAUCUUCAAUGCAGGAAAACUGGUGGAGUUCUUUCUGAGCGUUGUACUUCACCUGAACAAGAAGCGAGAAGCGAAUGGUCACAUUCCAUCAGUACAGGAGAUGAUGUCUGUCAGUACAUCAGAGGCAAAGCAGCGAUCUGUCAGUAAUGCCCAAGCAAAUCAGCCCGUCCAGAAGAGAAGGCGUCUUUCCUUUCAACCUCGCCCAGUAGGGACAGGUCCCCAGCAUGUAGGGGUGGUUAGAAAUGGAGAACUAUAUACUUGGGGGAAAACAUCCCAGGGGAGGUUGGGCCAUGGAGAUUUGGCUCUUGAGAACACUGUAUCCCCUCCCUGCAGAGUUGAGACCCUACACAUGCUGCAGAUUAAAGUUCUGUCCGUCUCCUGUGGUGGGGAACACACCGUGGCCUUAACACAGCAGGGGGUUUAUGGAUGGGGAUCUUCUAAGUAUGGCCAGGUGGGGACAGGAACCACCCACAUUUACAGUAGGCCUAUGUUGAUUGAAGCUUUGUCAGCCGCCAACUGUGUGGACAUAGUUUGUGGACAGUAUCACACCCUAGCUCUCACAUCAGAGGGAGAUGUGUACAGCUGGGGCUGGGGUGUCCACGGUCAGUUAGGGCAUGGCAAUAUUGAAGAUGCACUGACUCCUACCAAGGUCACAUCCUUGACCUCAUUAAAUGUGUCUCACAUACAGGCUGGACACUGCCAUUCUCUGGUAUUAACAGAACAAGGUGUUGUGUAUUCCUUUGGAUGUGGUUUCUUUGGUCAACUUGGCAUUGGAAACAACAGAAAAUCUUCAGUCCCAGUGAAAGUCCAUACACUGCCAGAAAAAAUAGCAAUUGUAGCUACAAGAUACUUCCACAAUGUGGCAGUAACACACAGUAACAAGGUGUACACCUGGGGGUGCCACCCUUACAACCUGAGGUUUGUGGCUCAUGCGGCCAGGAAGGCCCGCCAGGCGGGGAAGUUUAUGGGGGACCCGGUGGAACGUUACCUCCUGCCUGAAGUCGUAGAUACAGGAUACGUCCACGGCAGAAUCACAAAGGUAGCGUUAGGGAGUUCCCACGGUUUACUGAUGACUUUGGAUGGGGAUGUGUACAGCUGGGGGCGUAAUGCAGAGGGUCAGAUAGGGAACAACUCAAAGUAUGAAAUGAAACAGCCCAACAUUAUCACUCAGAUUAACGACCGACAAAUGGCCCAUUUAGCCUCCGGAGGAGAGUUCAAUGUUACCAUGGACACCGAGGGAUUGGUGUGGGUGUGGGGAAAGAAUGACUUUGGCCAGCUUGGAAUGGACAAGAUGGAUUCCACAAGUCCAACCAGCACCAAACACAGCCGAAUACACACUCACCACAGACACAGGGAAACCUAUGCUCCCGUUACAGAGAUACUGGUCCCCACCGUCUGUGCUGGUAUCCCUGCCCCUAAACCUGCCGGUAGGAUAAGGCACACCAGUCUGUCAAGGUCCGACUCCUUUGACAGCAGUGAGGAACACUGGCUUGGAUUAGAAAGAUUUGAUAGCAGGCACUUGGAUAAGUUACCAGAUCUCCAGUCUUUGACAGAGACCAAAUACAACCGACUUGUCAUCCUGGAAGUAUUAGAGCACCUGUCCGAGUUCUGUCACUGCCUCCAGUUCCUCAGGAGAUGUGUAGAUCUGAAGGACUGGUUGAGUGCUGUCUAUGUGGGCAUUCACAAUCAGAAUUAUUCCCAGGCCUUGACCUUUCACCUGUCUGCACUUAAGAAAUACAAGCAUCAUUAUACAGCCAAGUUUAAUGCGAUCGUGUCAGCAAUUAUCAACCUCUAUAUUCAGCUCUGUGUGAAACAAGAUCUGCCUGCUGGACAAAAAGAAGAAAGAUAUAGGAUUCUAAUUAUGGAGGUCUUGCAGUUUUGGGAGACUGAAGAAUUGGAAGCAGUAGAUUUAGAGAAAUUAUUGAGUCCGUACUUGGAUCAUCUCUCCUGUAUUUUGUCUGUCAUCAUUUUCUGGCCACGGUCAGAGAAGCGAUUGGCUGCUGAAGCAAACCUCUCAUUCUCCACAAAAUUUUCAAUGACAGUCUUACAAAACGUUAUCAAAAAACUACAGUCAGUUGACUUUGAAAAGAAACAUCCAAUAUGUCACCAAGCCUACCAGCCUUUUUUUGUGGAGAGCAGUGAAGGUCACGGCCUUGACCUUCAGCCCAGUGACAAAAUGAUCCCCUAUCAGCAGCUCUGGCAAGACGUUGUGCAGAAUCUUCAGAAAGGCACCGAGUCGCAACAGUUCAUUGCCAUGACACGCAGCGAGGUGGACCAUUUAGACGAAAAGCUUCACGGGGAACAGGUGCUUGAUUCGAGUCAGACCAAUAACAGUGUCCUGUUCACAUGCGGACAUUAUUACACAAAGCAGAACUUUCUGGAGGAAGUUUUGGUCAAGUUUCAGAAAGAACUUGCACAUGGUCAUGCCAGUGUACCAAGUAGUGCCCAAGUUCUGGUAAAGUACUAUAACAGAGGGGAUCUUCUGCCUCUGGCCUGUCCCAAGUGUGUUCUAAACGCUCUUCAUUCUGUGGGCAAUUAGCAAGAGAAUCCAUUGUGCUACGUGGUGCUAUAAACUUAAGAAACAUUUUGUUGUUAAAACUGUGAUAAUUAUUUUAAAUGAUUUGUUGCCAUAUCCUGUUAAUAAUCAGUCAGAACAAUUAUUUAUGCUAGAAAAAACUGUAUCUUUUCAUGUAUCCAAAUUUGCAAAACCUAAAGGCAAGCUUAGCUGAUAUCAUGCCAUGUUAUACCGGUAUUCUACAGAAUGUUGCCAUAAGAUUCUACAUUUAUGUACAGAGACUGUAUACCAAGUAUACUAUUGAAAUAUAAUGAAUAAUAUGUAUUAUUAUAUGUAGUUUAUGCUACAUGCUCAACUGUCUACCUUAUGAAUACCAAUGUGCAAUUUGGAAGUGAUCAUUUCCAACGAUUUUUGUUUUGUCGUUCUUUGAUUGUUGAAUGAAAUCUAAUCAUUCUCUUUGAUUUACUGUGAUAUACAUUACCCAGUGAAGUUAUGUAUUAAUUUUGAUAUUUUAAUCUUUCGAAUAUUUAGUUAUUUAUUUAAUAUAUAAUUAUGGUAAUUAUGGUAUACUGUAUGUAAUUGAAUAAAUUUUUUGCAAAUUAAAGUUUUUC